Arachis stenosperma is the source of this 1678-nucleotide messenger RNA. Its product is annotated as hexokinase-3-like. Gene Ontology annotation, molecular function: fructokinase activity; mannokinase activity; glucokinase activity. The record is from RefSeq and is a predicted model, not a curated record. The coding region runs from base 1 to 1518 and encodes 505 amino acids. NCBI's taxonomy places the organism in Eukaryota, Viridiplantae, Streptophyta, Magnoliopsida, Fabales, Fabaceae. The transcript has 9 exons. Gene Ontology annotation, cellular component: cytosol; mitochondrion. Gene Ontology annotation, biological process: glucose 6-phosphate metabolic process; glycolytic process; intracellular glucose homeostasis.
AUGGAGAGAAAAGUGGUGGUUGUUGUGGCGGUAAGCGUGGCGGCGGUGGCGUGUGGGAUGGCGGCGGCGGCGGUGGGAUGGAGGGUGAGGAAGAGGAGGGAGUGGAAGAAGGCGGUUAGGGUGGUGAGGGAGGUGGAGGAAGAGUGUGAGACGAGUGUGGAGAGACUGAGGCAGGUGGUGGACGCCAUGGCCGUUGAGAUGCACGCUGGUUUGGCAUCAGAAGGUGGCUCCAAGCUCAAAAUGCUUCUCACACAUGUUCAUAAUCUUCCUAAUGGGUCUGAAAGAGGAACAUAUUAUGCACUAGAUCUUGAAGGUACAUAUUUUAGGGUCUUGAGAGUUCAUUUGAAUGGUCAACAAUCUGCUAUCUUGGAACAUGAAGUAGAACUACAAACUAUUCCCCAACAUCUAUUGACCAGCACAAGCAAGGAUUUCUUUGAUUUCAUUGCUUCUUCAUUGAAAGAAUUUGUUGAGAAAGAAGGAGAUGAUUCAGAGCUUUCAGUGGCCAGAAGAAAAGAACUUGGCUUUACGUUUUCCUUUCCCAUCAAACAAAUAUCUGUUUGCUCAGGCAUUUUAAUAACAUGGAUAAAAGGGUUUUCCAUUGUAGAUAUGGUAGGAAAAGAUAUUCCUGCAUGUUUGCAAGAAGCCUUGGUACGAAAAGGCCUAGAUUUGCGGGUAGCUGCAUUGGUUAAUGACACUGUUGGAACUUUAGCCCUUGGACAUUAUCAUGAUGCUGAUACUGUGGCUGCUAUACUGAUCGGGACUAGUACCAAUGCCUGUUAUUUGGAACGAACCGAUGCUAUUAUUAAAUGUCAAGGUCUUCUCACAACAUCAAGAUCCAUGGUUGUGAAUAUGGAAUGGGGGAACUUUUGGUCAUCUCAUUUACCAAGAACAUCGUAUGACAUUGAUUUAAAUGCUGAGAGUCCUAACCCAAAUGAUCAGGGCUUUGAGAAGAUGAUAUCAGGAAUGUAUCUUGGAGACAUUGUGAGGAGAAUCAUUCUCAAGAUGUCAUUAGAGUCGGAUAUUCUUCGACAUAUUUCUUCAAAGUUUUCAAUGCCUUUCAUACUGAGUACUCCUAUGAUCGCCGCUAUGCACGAGGAUGAUUCCCCAAAUUUGAGAGAAGUAGAAAGAAUCCUGAAAGACAUCCUUGAGGUUCCUGAUGUUCCUUUAAAGGUAAGAAAACUCAUGAUGAAAGUAUGUGGGAUUGUGACUCGCCGAGCCGCUCGGUUGGCAGCAGCCGGUAUAGUCGGUAUCUUGAAGAAGAUUGGUAGGGAUGGGAGUGGUGGCAUCACAGGUGGAAGGAGAAGUGAUAUGAAAAUGAGAAGAACAGUUGUGGCAAUUGAAGGAGGCUUGUAUUCUAACUAUACAUUGUUUCGAGAGUACUUGCAUGAAGCUUUGCAUGAAAUAUUGGGUGAAGAUAUUGCUAAGCAUGUAAUUCUUAAGGUUACUGAAGAUGGAUCAGGUAUUGGUACAGCAUUGCUUGCUGCUUCACAUUCAUCCAAUAAUGUGGAUAGAAUAUAGCUGCUAUAAUUAUAUAUUCUUUAUUUAUACAUAUAGCCCCUGUAAAUUAGAUUAUUCUUCUUCUUUUUUAAUUAUUAUUCUUAUUUAAUCUCUGUAUAAAGGAAGAUUCUGCCUAUUCUUUGUUAAGGGAUAAUAUUAUUCUUGUCAUUUAUUUAUUUCA